AUGGAUUUUCAAAAUCGUGCAGGAGGCAAAACUGGAUCUGGUGGACAAGCCAGUUGGUCUGAAAGUAAUCGUGAUAGACGAGAACGUCUUAGACAGCUUGCUCUUGAGACAAUUGAUCUUGCAAAAGAUCCAUAUUUUAUGAAAAAUCAUCUUGGAUCUUAUGAGUGUAAAUUAUGCUUAACACUCCAUAAUAACGAAGGAAGUUACUUGGCACAUACACAAGGAAAGAAGCAUCAAGCAAAUCUUGCAAGACGUGCUGCUAAGGAAGCUAAAGAAGCUCCAUCAAUUCAACCUGAGAAGCCACGAGUUGAACCGAAAAAGUUCGUUAAAAUUGGACGUCCUGGUUAUCGAGUAACGAAGCAAAGAGAUCCAGAGAAUAUGCAGCAAUCCCUUUUGUUCCAAAUUGAUUAUCCAGAAAUCACUGAAAACAUCUUUCCAAGACAUCGUUUUAUGUCAGCUUAUGAACAAAAGAUUGAGCCACCAGAUCGUAAAUGGCAGUACUUAUUAUUUGCUGCUGAGCCAUAUGAAACGAUUGCAUUUAAAGUCCCAAGUCGUGAGAUUGAGAAAUCAGAAGGAAAGUUUUGGACUUAUUGGAAUAAAGACACGAAGCAAUUCUUCCUGCAAUUAUCAUUCAAAUUGGAUAGCAAAAUGCCAAUGAGACCACCUCAAAUGCAACGUCAAUUUGGAUAUAAAAUGGCAGUCAGACCAGCAUUCAAACCCAAAAUUGUAAAGAAGCGCACGAAGCACUUCAUUCGCCAUCAAUCGGACAGAUAUGACAAAGUCAAGCCAAGCUGGCGUAAGCCAAAAGGUAUUGACAAUCGAGUUCGUCGUCGUUUUAAGGGACAGUACUUGAUGCCAAAUAUCGGUUAUGGAUCAAAUGCCAAGACCCGUCAUAUGCUCCCUAAUGGCUUCAAGAAAUUCAUUGUCAACAAUGUUCGUGAACUUGAGGUUCUCAUGAUGCAAAACCGUGUAUAUUGUGCUGAAGUCGCUCAUGCUGUUAGUGCUAAGACACGCAAAUUGAUCUGCGAACGAGCAAAGCAAUUGGGAAUUCGUGUAACAAACUUCCACGCCAGAAUGCGCUCACAAGAAAAUGAGUAA
Molecule: messenger RNA, 1098 nt
Organism: Chironomus riparius
Lineage: Eukaryota; Metazoa; Arthropoda; Insecta; Diptera; Chironomidae
Source: the annotation of a GenBank genome assembly